GCUCUCAAGAAACAUGAAGUCUCUUAUCUUCUUAGCCAUAGUGGUUCAAGCACUCGCUGGACCAUUUGGCAAACAUGAAAAACCCCGCCCUAGCUUUGGUCCUCCACAUGAUCCACGUACUCCUAAACCUUCACAUGAAUCACCCACUGGCCUUGUCCAUCCUUCUGAGCAUCAUAACCUAACAGGACAAUCCCCACAUGAUAACCCUUCCCAACCACGUCAUCCAGAAGGUUUGGAAGGUCAUCCAAGGCAUAGCAGACAAGUCUCAAAAAAAAACCAACCCAAGGGCACACAUCCACCUGCUGGAGGUCACCGACCCUCUAAAAAACCACCUACUAUACGUACACCACAAAACAAACCUGGUCAGGGUCCUAGACCUACACCCAAACAAAAUGAUGCAAAGAGUCAUCCUACAGCGGCUCCACAUGUAGCCCACACACAUCCAAGUGCUGCAAGCCGACCUCAAAAUCCAACCCACUCAGCUAAGAAUACACAAAAAAAACUGGGACAAAAAAACCAUAAAGGAUGAAAGAACAACUAUGCAGUGCCCCCAUAAAUGUAACAGCAAAC
Bufo bufo (common toad) is the source of this 570-nucleotide messenger RNA. Its product is annotated as proline-rich protein 2-like. The coding region runs from base 14 to 529 and encodes 171 amino acids. The transcript has 4 exons. The record is from RefSeq and is a predicted model, not a curated record. Lineage: Eukaryota; Metazoa; Chordata; Amphibia; Anura; Bufonidae.